AUGAAUCUGAAGCUCAACAUCCUUGGCCAUGAAUUUGCCAACCCCUUCAUGAACGCGGCCGGUGUUCUCUGCAGCACGGAGGAGGAUCUUCGUCGCAUGACGGCCUCCACUAGCGGCUCACUUGUGACUAAGAGCUGCACGGGCGCCCACCGCGAUGGCAACCCCGAGCCGCGCUACGCGAGCCUUCCGUUGGGCAGCAUCAAUUCCAUGGGGCUGCCAAACCUAGGAUUUGACUUUUACCUGAACUACGCCAGUCAGCUGCACGACUACAGCAGGAAGCCGCUGUUUCUCUCCAUGUCGGGUCUUUCUGUGGAGGAGAAUGUGGCGAUGGUGCGCCGCCUCGCCCCUGUGGCGCAGGAAAAGGGGGUUGUGUUGGAGUUGAAUCUCUCCUGCCCGAAUGUGCCUGGCAAGCCGCAGGUGGCGUACGACUUUGCGACGAUGCGCACGUAUCUGGAGCAGGUGUCCUCGGCGUACGGGCUUCCCUUUGGCGUGAAAAUGCCGCCGUAUUUUGACAUUGCCCACUUCGAUAUGGCAGCAGCCGUCUUAAACGAAUUCCCGCUUGUCAAGUUCGUGACAUGUGUGAACAGCAUCGGCAACGGCCUCGUGAUUGACGUGGAGACAGAGUCGGUGGUGAUCAAACCGAAGCAGGGGUUUGGCGGGGUGGGCGGCAAGUACAUCCUCCCCACAGCCCUGGCGAACGUAAACGCCUUCUACCGUCGCUGCUCGGAGAAGUUGGUGUUUGGCUGCGGCGGCGUCUACAGCGGUGAGGACGCCUUCAUGCACAUCCUUGCCGGCGCGUCGAUGGUGCAGUUGGGAACCGCACUACACGAUGAGGGGCCAGACAUUUUUACGCGUCUUGCAGAUGAGUUGCUGGCGAUCAUGACGAAGAAGGGGUACAAAACUCUGGACGAGUUCCGCGGACGUGUCAAGACUAUUGAGUGA
This is a messenger RNA of Trypanosoma rangeli, 942 nucleotides long. RefSeq names its product dihydroorotate dehydrogenase. Bases 1 to 942 code for a protein of 313 amino acids. Gene Ontology annotation, biological process: UMP biosynthetic process; 'de novo' pyrimidine nucleobase biosynthetic process. NCBI's taxonomy places the organism in Eukaryota, Euglenozoa, Kinetoplastea, Trypanosomatida, Trypanosomatidae. Gene Ontology annotation, molecular function: dihydroorotate dehydrogenase activity. Gene Ontology annotation, cellular component: cytoplasm. The record is from RefSeq and is a predicted model, not a curated record. The transcript has a single exon.